Odontomachus brunneus is the source of this 933-nucleotide messenger RNA. It is a transcript of the gene Spase25, whose product is annotated as probable signal peptidase complex subunit 2. Gene Ontology annotation, cellular component: membrane; signal peptidase complex. Gene Ontology annotation, biological process: protein targeting to ER. The transcript has 3 exons. The record is from RefSeq and is a predicted model, not a curated record. Lineage: Eukaryota; Metazoa; Arthropoda; Insecta; Hymenoptera; Formicidae. Bases 132 to 710 code for a protein of 192 amino acids.
GAUAUCGGACGUCGUACGUCGGACAUCGGACGCGGUGUGAAUCUUUCAAUUCGCACACCGUCAAGAAUCGGGCCUCAGGUUAGAUAUUGACGUGUGUUCUGAAAGAGAAUACGUGUUUAUACUAUCAGUUUAUGGUAGAAAUGGGUGCAACAGAAGAUUCCGUCAUAAAAAUCAAUAAAUGGGACGGUUCAGCUGUCAAGAAUGCCUUGGACGAUGCAGUCAAGGAUGUACUGACAAAUAAAUAUAAUUAUCUUGAAAACUUCUCUCUUCUUGAUGGAAGGCUAGCACUUUGUGGAAUCACAGUUACAAUAGCUAUCAUAGCAUUGUUGUGUGAUUACUUAUAUCCAUUCCCUACUUCAAAGCCUGUUCUAGUUAUCUGUGUUUCUUUGUAUUUCAUAUUGAUGGGACUCUUGACAUUAUAUACAACAUAUAAAGAGAAAGGCAUAUUUGUAGUUGCGAUUCAAAGAGAUCGUGCAGGCUUCAACCCUGACUUGAUUUGGGAAGCUAGCUCCUAUUUGAAGAAAUAUGAUGACAAAUACAACUUGGUUUUGUCAGUUAGAAGCGCAACGUCUGGCAACAUUAACGAGACGACCGUGACGAAGUCCGUUGCGAGUUUCAUCGAUGUUAACGGCGUGGUGAUUCCAGAACUGAUAGAGGCCGUUGUGAUGACAAUGCACGACAGUCUAACGUCGCAACGAAAGGAAAAGUAGCACAGUGUUUCGAAAUUGGAAUGAUUUUUUUUUUUUUUACGAAAAAAGCCUGUGUUUACAAACUCUCAGUCCAAUGUUCUCGCAUUUCCGAUCUCGUGCAUAACGAUGUAAAUCAUUUUCACAAGAAAAGAGUAAAUUAUAUAAUACAUGUGUAUUACAAUUAAUAUACAUCUUAAAACAAGUUAAACGUUAUAAACUACCUUUUUUUUCGAGCAACCAAGUA